Molecule: messenger RNA, 6363 nt
Organism: Megalops cyprinoides (Indo-Pacific tarpon)
Lineage: Eukaryota; Metazoa; Chordata; Actinopteri; Elopiformes; Megalopidae
Gene: camta1a
Product: calmodulin binding transcription activator 1a
Exons: 24
Coding region: 40-5595 (1851 amino acids)
Biological process (GO): regulation of transcription by RNA polymerase II
Cellular component (GO): nucleus
Molecular function (GO): double-stranded DNA binding; protein binding; transcription coregulator activity
Source: RefSeq, a predicted model, not a curated record
CGUGAAGAGGAGGAGGAGGAUGUGGCGCGCGGAGGGGAAAUGGCUGCCGAAAACAAGCCGGAAGGACUGAAGAGAAUCCGUAAUCCGGAUCGAAUGUACAGAUCAGCUGUGUGUUAUGGCGGCCAUGCUCCCCCUAAGGGUGCCAGUGAUGUCACGGAGAUGAACAAUGAACAUGGACAUUUGAAAAUAUACCUGCCCAAAAAGCUGCUUGAAUGUCUACCAAAAUGUUCCUCACUUCCCAAGGAGAGGCACCGGUGGAACACCAAUGAGGAAAUCGCAGCUUACCUAAUAACAUUUGAAAAACAUGAGGAAUGGUUAACGACAUCCCCUAAAACCAGGCCGCAGAAUGGGUCGAUGAUCCUGUACAACAGGAAGAAGGUCAAAUACAGGAAAGAUGGCUACUGCUGGAAGAAGAGGAAAGAUGGGAAGACCACACGGGAGGAUCACAUGAAGCUGAAAGUGCAGGGAGUGGAGUGUCUGUACGGCUGCUACGUCCACUCCUCCAUCAUCCCCACCUUCCACCGCAGGUGCUACUGGCUCCUUCAGAACCCAGACAUCGUGUUGGUCCAUUACCUGAACGUCCCAGCCAUCGAGGACUGCGGGAAGCCAUGCGGGCCCAUUCUCUGCUCCAUCAAUACCGACAAGAAGGAGUGGGCCAAGUGGACGAAGGAGGAGCUGAUUGGCCAGCUCAAGCCCAUGUUUCAUGGCAUCAAGUGGACUUGCAGCAAUGGGAACAGCAGCUCUGGGUUCUCUGUGGAGCAGCUGGUGCAGCAGAUUCUGGACAGCCACCAGACCAAGCCGCCUCCCCGGACCCACAACUGCCUCUGCUCUGGUACCCUGGGUGCUGGAAGCAGCAUGCACCACAAGUGUAACAGUGCUAAGCACCGUAUCAUCUCGCCCAAAGUGGACCCUCGUUCUACAGGCUACAGCAGCGCCCACUCCGAGGUCCAGAACAACGACGUGUCCGAGGGGAAGACAGAGCACAGCCACGGCAGCAGCAAGGGUGGAGCCGGGGGCGGGAGCGCCCGCGAGAAGCGCAACGGCAAGGUGCCCAAACCGGUGCUGCUGCACCAGAACAGCACCGAGGUGUCCUCCACCAACCAGGUGGAGGUACCGGACACCACCCAGAACUCGCCCGUCUCCAUCAGCAGCGGCCUGAACAGCGACCCGGACAUGGCCGACAGCCCCGUGGUGCCGGGCAUGGGCCACGUGGCCUCCGUCAUGAGCAGCCUGUCGCAGAGCGCCGCCGUCUUCAUGUCCGAGGUCACCGGCGACCCCGUCUACAGCAUGUCCCCCACCGGCGGCCCCAACGCCCACCUCAUGGGCGCCGACGCCACCUCCCAGGGCCUGGUGCUGGCCGUCACCUCCGACAGCCACAAGUUCGCCUUUCCGGGCGGGACGGGUGGGGACGGGGGCGGGGCAAGGGGCACGGAGGGGCUGGCCAUGCUGUCCGCGACAGGCGUGUCCGAGGAGCUGGUCCUCUCCAGCAGCCUGGACUCCAACACCAUCAAGCUGCCUGAGACCACCAUGAACUUUGACCCCGACUGCUUCCUCAACAACCCUAAGCAGGGCCAGACCUACGGGGGCAGCAGGCUGAAGGUGGAGGGCGGCUCCUCCAGCACCUCAUCCUCCUCGGGGGGCAGCGGGAGCAGCAACGGUGGCCUGCAGCGCUCCCCAACCCUCCCCGAGCCUGGCUACGGCUUCAGCUCCGCCCUCGUCAAGAACAUCAAGACCGAGGACACCUCCUUCGAACAGCAGCUGGCCAAAGAGAGUGGCUACCAAGUGGGGGCCGUAGUGAGCGGAAGCAAUGUCUCCGGCUCAAAUGGCGCAUCUUCAACCCAGGGCUCCCUCACCCUGACACCCACAGGUUCUCUGCUGCCCUCUGGUGGUGGGCUGAGUCCAAGCACCACCCUGGAGCAGAUGGAUUUCAGUGCCAUCGAUGCCAAGCAAGACUACUCCUCCGGUGCGGCAUCAGCAGGCUACGGCCAGCCCAUGUCCAGCCCCCAUCUGACCCAUCAAAGCCGCUCUCCCAGCUUCUUCCUCCAGGAGACGCCACAGUCCAGCCAGACCCAGCAGGGCAGACAGGGAUCUGGGCAUAAGACCCACCUGCUGGAGACCAACUCCCACGACUCCGGGGGCUACCUGGGCCUGCAGGUGGUCAAGACCGACUCUCCCAGCAGCAACGGCCACCUCCACCAUCACCACACCCACCAGGGACAGCACCAGGCCCCCAGCUGCAACGGGGGAUCGCCCACCGAGGGGUCUGGCCAGCCAGGCUCCCUCCAGCUGCUGCAGUAUCAGGGGGGUUUCCCUGGGCUAGGCCCGGAACACGAGGAGGUGGUGAGCUUGGAGCAGCCAGGCAGUGCAGGGGCUGGCCAGACAGGGGGCUCUGAGAACGGAGCAGAGAGGUUACUCAAGUCUGGGGAUCACCUCCAGGCCUGUGGGGCCAGCAGUACUGAGACAGGCGGAGAGCACUACCUGCAGCAGGCCAAUGACAGCGGAGGGGGUGGAGGAGGAGGAGGCGCAGGGGAGGGCACGGCUCUACACAAUGGGAACGCCUCCAACGGCGCUAACAGCAGCUCCCAGCAGCAGCUCCAACCCCUCCUACAAGGGGCGGGGCUGGUGCAAGGGCUCUACAACACGGUUGGAGCCCACCAGGGACUGGGUGGGGCUGGCAGUGGAGCUGGGGCCAGCGGGGGAGGCAUGGAGAUUAGCCUGGACCACUUUGACAUCUCCUUUGGGAAUCAGUUCUCUGACCUCAUCAAUGACUUCAUCUCUGUGGACGGGGGAGGGGCCACCGUGGGGCCAGGCGGGGCCCUCUACACACACCAGUUGGUGGCCACGCCCGGAGCAGAGGGGCAGGCUUCGUCCAGUGGAGGGGGCCCUCAGCAGAGCCAGGAGGAGGGGGGGGUACAGGCAGAGGCAGGAUACAGCCCCUCCGAGCUCUGCCUGCAGCCCUGCUGCAGUCCCCAGUCUCUGGCCGGAGGGACGGGCACUGCUGGGACAUCUGGCGAGACAGGCUCGCUGGCCUACAUGCACGUGGCAGAGGUGGUGUCUGCAGCAGUGGCACAGGGAACUCUGGGAAUGAUCCAGGCCACAGGGAGGCUCUUCAUGGUGACAGACUACUCCCCCGAGUGGUCAUACCCUGAGGGCGGGGUGAAGGUGCUGAUCACAGGCCCCUGGCAGGAGGCCAGCAGUAACUACAGCUGCCUGUUUGACCAGAUCUCCGUUCCCGCCUCUCUGAUCCAGCCCGGUGUGCUGCGCUGCUACUGCCCAGCCCAUGACACAGGUCUGGUGACCCUGCAGGUGGCUGUCAGUAGCCAGAUCAUCUCCAGCUCGGUGGUGUUUGAGUACAAGGCCCGGGCCCUUCCCUCCCUGCCCUCCUCCCAGCACGACUGGCUCUCUCUGGAUGAUAACCAGUUCAGAAUGUCCAUCUUGGAGAGGCUGGAGCAGAUGGAGCGCAGGAUGGCGGAGAUGGCUGGCCACCACCAGCAGGGAGGCGGAGGAGCUGCUGGAGCUGGGGGAGGUGGAGGAGGAGGUGGAGGAGGAGGCGGAGGAGGCACUGGGGGCAACAGCACCCAGUCACAGUGUGUGACAGUGCAGGGUCAGGCUGGGAGCUCCUUCGAGAGCCGUGUGGUGGUGGUAUGUGAGAAGAUGAUGAACCGCCCUUGCUGGGCCAAGUCCAAACACCUCAUCCACUCCAAGACCUUCCGAGGCAUGACCCUGUUACACCUGGCUGCUGGACAGGGCUACGCCACCCUCAUCCAGACCCUCAUCAAGUGGCGCACAAAACACGCUGACAGCAUUGACUUGGAGCUGGAGGUGGACCCUCUGAAUGUGGACCAUUUCUCCUGCACCCCACUGAUGUGGGCAUGUGCGCUUGGCCACCUGGAAGCAGCAGUGGUUCUGUACAAGUGGGACCGGCGGGCUCUAGCCAUCCCGGACUCCCUGGGUCGCCUGCCCCUGUCCAUCGCCCGCUCUCGCGGCCAUACCAAGCUAGCCGAGUGCCUGGAGCAGCUGCAGAGAGAGGAGCAGCAGCCCCCAACCUCGCUGGCCCCCACCCCCCGCAUGUCUUUCUCCCCGGCCCCUGACGCCCCCUCCUCCGACAGCUGGAUGGUCACAUGGGCCAGCGAUAGCGUGAUGGAGUCCUCUGGGCAGAAGGGCUCCACUGCCGGCACCACCACCAACCUGAAUCCUGACUUAAGGAGACCCAGGUCAGAGCCCUCCAGCUACUACAGCAGUGAGUCCCAGCGGGACCUCCCCCUGGCCAAGAAACACAAGCCCAACCCAGAGCUGUUCCGGCCUGACAAGGCUAUGUCAGUGCCCCUUAGCAUGGAGCAGCAGCAGCUUCACGCCCUGUCCGGCAGUCCCAAGACCCCACUGACUGAGACCCUCAGCCCUGACAAGAGCCUGGAGGAGGGGGUGUCCCAGUCCAAGCUGGGAGCAUAUAGCCUGGGUGGGGGUGGCAGUGGGGGAACCAAGUGGGGCUCCAGGGAGCAGUACCCAGCAGGCAGCUCGGGCAGGAAGGGCACGGGAGGUGGGGGCAGCCUGGGCAAGGAGAAGCUGGCCACUCGGCUGCGACAGAGAGAGCCGCUGGAGGUGCUAAUGAUGUCUGAUCGAGAAAUGCUCUUCUCCUACCGGGAGGACCUGGAGAACCAGGACUGCCUGACACACAUGGACGACCUGCAGGUAAACAUGAUGACCCUGGCAGAGCACAUCAUCGAGGCCACGCCCGAGCGCAUCAAGCGGGAGAACCUCGUCACCGUGGAGACGGUGCCUCUGGACAGCACAAGGGUCAGUAACACCAUGAGCUGGCUGGCCAGUUACCUGGGAGAUGUGGAGCAGCACAGCAUCAUCCACCUACGGUCCUUAUAUGGCGAGCCCCUGACGCCCUCCUCAACCCCCAGUCUCAGCCCGGGUGGGUCUCCUCUGCACGAGGGGCCCUUGGACAAGCCCGCCCUGCCCUCCCCGGCAGACUGGAGCGACUUCCUCAGCGCCUCGAACAGCCGGGUGGAGCGAGACCUGGCCCAGCUGACCCUGUCAGACCCGGAGCAGCGGGAGCUGUACGAAGCCGCCCGGCUGGUGCAGGCCGCCUUCCGCAAGUGCAAGGGACGCCCGCUGCCAGAACAACAGGAAGUAGCAGCUGCCGUCAUUCAGCGCUGUUACAGGAAGUACAAACAGCUGACAUGGAUAGCCUUGAAGUAUGCACUUUACAAGAAGAUGACGCAGGCCGCCAUCCUUAUCCAGAGUAAAUUCCGCAGCUACCACGAGCAGAAGAAGUUCCAGCAGAGCCGGCGGGCGGCCGUGCUGAUCCAGCAAUACUACCGCAGCUACAAGGAGUGCGGCAGGCUGAGGCCCCACCGCCGGGCCGCCACCGCUGCGCUGGUGCAACACAAACUCAGAAGUAGUCUGCUCACUAAGAAGCAGGACCAGGCCGCCCGCAAAAUCAUGAGGUUCCUGCGCCGCUGUCGCCACAGCCCCUUGAUGGACCAUAGACUGUUCAAGCGGGUGAGUGCAGCCUUAGCAGCUGAAGUGAAAGAAUUGAAAAAGGCCAAGGAACAUGAGAGCGUUCAGAGGAGUCUCCUCACAAUGUGACAUCACUCUCCAGACUCUUAUUUUUUUCUUUUUUUUCUGUUUGUACCAGAGACAUUUUACAAGAGAAAAAAAAUUCCCCCACUUCCUCCCCCAGAAAAAAGAGAAUUCACUGAAAACUGCAAUUACUAUUGCUACAGCACUAAAAAAACUGAUUCUACUUCUGCUACUACAUGUACAACAGCAUUUUUCUUUUGUAUUCCUUUUUUUCCUUUUCUCUUUCAUUACGGGGGAGGCUGGCAAAGUCUGUGGAAUCCAAACUGUCGGGGAGACUAUAAUGUGGGGGGAAAAGAACAUUUGCUUCAUGGCAUUCUUUGCACUUUUUCAUGGAUUUUUUUUCUUUUUGGGGGGAGCAUAAAAACUGUGAAAAAGGGAAAAACACUGGAUCAAGAAAAGAAGAGGAAUUAAGGUCAAAGGUCAAAUAUGGAAUCAGUGCAUGAACAUGUUGGGACCUGCUUUUAAUUAUAUUUAUUUUAUUUAUUUAAAUUUUUUUUUUUGCAAAAAAAUAAGACUAAUUCAUUUCAGAGAAAAAAAAAACAUUAACCAAAAAUUUGCUUGAAACACAUCUAACCACUUACACACACUCCGAUACAUUGCCAGGUAAAUCAUUGUCAGAAAUCUCUCCUGUGAAGCUGCCCUCUACCCCAACAUUAAGCUUUCAAGGGGUGGGGCUACCUAUGAAUGUAGGACAGGUGUGUGAACAGAAUAUGGGUGUGGUUUAAGAACAAUUCUCGUUUUGGAAUUUUUUUCACGGAAGGAUGAUGUCAAGUG